This is a messenger RNA of Rhodofomes roseus, 1986 nucleotides long. Its product is annotated as permease for cytosine/purines, uracil, thiamine, allantoin-domain-containing protein. Bases 149 to 1705 code for a protein of 518 amino acids. Gene Ontology annotation, cellular component: fungal-type vacuole membrane; plasma membrane. Gene Ontology annotation, molecular function: transmembrane transporter activity. NCBI's taxonomy places the organism in Eukaryota, Fungi, Basidiomycota, Agaricomycetes, Polyporales, Fomitopsidaceae. Gene Ontology annotation, biological process: transmembrane transport. The transcript is spliced from 7 exons. The record is from RefSeq and is a predicted model, not a curated record.
CCCCGGGUGCGCCUGGCAAUAUCCGACGACAGGACGAUACCGCCGGGCAUAUGGAGCUGCCAGGCUGCCAUAGAUAAGCUCCUCCCGCCAUGCCCAUAUCCCUCUGCUCGCUGCCACCCCUCCGCCCACCCUCCAUCUUCUCCCCGCCAUGAGCGCGUCCAUCGAGAAGCAGGCCUCCGAGAGCGACCACGACCUCAAGAACAAGGACAUCGAGCACUACGUCGAGCCCGUCGGUGUCUCCGAUGCCGUGGUCCCACGGACAAAGUUCAGGAGCCUCUGGGCGAUCGUCGACAAGCUCGACGCGUAUGGUGUCGAGGCGCAGGGUAUUGAGCGGGUCCCGCCAGAUGCGCGGCCGCAGAAGUCCCCCCUUGCGCCUUUCUGGCUAUGGCUCGCCGCGAACAUGACCACGUCGACAUUCUCUUUGGGAACGCUCGCCAGCUCCAUCUUCUACUUGGGCCUGCGUGAAGCCUGCCUGGUCAUCCUGUUCUUCAACCUGCUCUGUACUAUCCCUGUUGCAUAUUUCUCAACAUGGGGUCCCAAGCUCGGUCUACGACAACUCACGAUCUCCAGGUUCUCCUUUGGGUACUUCACUUCGCUCGUUCCUAUCGUCCUGAACUGCAUCGCCUGCGUCGGUUGGUCAGUAGUAAACUCGAUUGUCGGCGCGCAGACGCUCCGUGCAGUCAGCGAUUCGCAUCAAAUCCCUACUGCCGCGGCAAUUAUUGUGAUAGCAAUUGGCACGAUUGCUGUUAGCUUCAUGGGAUACCGUGUCGUUCACUUAUAUGAGAUGUACUCCUGGAUCCCGGUUGCUAUCAUCUUCAUCAUCUACCUCGGUCAAAUCGCUCGGUUCGCGGACGCAGGUCCGUGGGGUGGCACCGGCGCCGUCGAGGCGGGUAACGUACUGUCCUUCGGCGCUGCAGUCGCUGGAUUCGCUCUUGGAUGGACGUCUAUUGCGGCGGACUACACCGUCCGCAUGCCGGAAGACAUGCCUGCUAUCAAGAUUUUCUUCUGGACGUAUCUCGGUCUCAACAUCCCUCUUAUCCUCGUCGAGUGCCUUGGUGCUGCUGCCAUGACGACACUAACGGCGAAGACGACUUGGGCUGACGCCUACGACGCUUCCUCCGUGGGUGGUCUACUCGGCGCGGGUCUGACGGGCCCCAUGGGUGGCUUCGGCCGGUUCCUGCUCGUCAUCCUCUCGCUCUCCAUCAUCGCAAACAACAUCCCGAACAUCUACUCGCUCGCGCUCACCUUCCAGAACAUUCAUCCGUAUGCGCAGGCGAUCCCGCGCGUGUUCAUCGUCAUCGUCGGCUCCGUUGUGUACAUCGUCCUCGCGAUCGUCGGCGCGAGCCACUUCGAGGAGUGGCUCGACACCCUGCUCACGAUCCUCAGCUACUGGCUCGCGAUCUUCGUGACCAUCCUCGUCGAGGAGCACCUCAUCUUCCGCCGCGGCCGCUGGGCGAACUACGACCCGGACCACUACAACAACUGGCGCAAGCUCCCGCUCGGCGUCGCGUCGUUCAUCGCGCUCGGCUGCGGUAUCGCGGGCGCCGUCCUCGGCAUGGCGCAGACGUGGUACGUCGGCCAGAUCGCGCGGCAUAUUGGUGACCCUAUCUAUGGCGGUGACAUCGGGUUCGAGCUGAGCUUCGCGUUCACGGCGGUGGUCUUCCCGCCACUGCGGUAUAUCGAGAAGAAGUACUGGGGUUAUUAAGAUGUGUGAAGAUGUGUGUACCGUGUUAAAUAGAGUAGAACUUGCCAGUGUAUGUAGAGUGUCUACUAAUGUAUGCAACGGCCGGGAUGAGCUCUGUAUGUCGUGCCCUAAUGGGCUUUUCUUGGUAGCAGUAGUAAUGUAAUUGCCGUCGAGCUCAAAUACGAUGCCAAGUUGAGACCUUGCUCACCCACUUGCUGCCAUUGAGACACCAUCAGAUGAUUGCAGUUUGUCUACAUGUUACUUAUACAACGACUGAGUGCAGUGAGUGAAAAUACAUGGAU